GACAUUCGAUUUUCAUUUCUACAACUAUUUGACAGAGAAUUAAAACAAAAAUGUAUUAACUUGUUUUUAUUUGUAAUAUUAAUAUCUUAAUUCUCUAAGUGUCUAAUUGAAAUGUUCCUAGGUGUUUUAAAAGUGAAAUUAUAUUAGUGUUUUUAGUGUAUUAUUUUACUGUCACGACAAUGAAUAAAACUUGUGAAAUUUGCUCUAAAGAAGCAAGAUACAAAUGCCCAACCUGUAUGAUAUUUUAUUGUUCAGUGCCUUGCUGCAAAAUACACAGACAAAAUAAAUGUGAUGUUCUUCAAAGAGACGAAGAAGAAGAAAUGGCUAAUUUAAUAGUGAAGAGGAGAAAAAUUGAAACUAUGACUGAAUCAACAGUUCCUGAAGAUAAACUAAAACUAUUGAAUUCAAAUGAAGAAGUGAAUAAUUUGUUAACAAAUAGUCAUUUGAGAAAUUUAUUAGUGGCCAUUGAUAAGUCAGAUAAUGCUGAAGAAGUUAUGCAAAAAGCUAUGCAGGAACCAAUUUUUGUAGAAUUUGCUGAUGCCUGUCUCAAAGUUGUGGAAGAUAAAACGGAAGUUGAAGAAAACUCAUAAAAAGUCUGAUAUUUUUGCUAUAUAUAUGUUUCCUAUUUUUUUAUAUUUUAUGAUAAUUAUAAUAAGAAUUGUGUAUAUUAUAAGGUGUGGCCAUAAAUAACGAGACUGUUUAAAUUCAAAUUUCACCUUGAAGCAUAAUCGAUUAUUUGAAACAGAGCCUAUAAUUCCAGAUAUUUACCGUUCUAGACAUAUUUCACAUUGGGAAACACUAAUAAUUAUGUCAAGUAUACUGUGUGAUCCAAAACUGAAAUGUUGAGUAAUAAAGUGAAAUGUUUUUUUGUGAAAGUUUCCUCAAGCAUCAUUUUCGAAUUAUUAUCAAUUAUAGUCAAAUCAUGUGGGCCAAUAUUAGGGUCUAAGUCUUUUUAAAAACCUUGAUAUCAUCAAAAGACGUGCAAAACAUAAUUUAUAAUUAAAACAUCACUAUUACUACGAGGACUAUUCAGAAAGAUAGAUGUUUUGGAAUUAGAAAAAUAAAGUUCAUCCACAUCUGAAAGAGGAUUGAAGUUUUGCUUUUACACAUAAUCAUGGUUUCGAAAAUUAUAGUGUACAUGAGAGAAAACCUUUUAUUUCAAUGAGUUGAGCUGCUUUGAGUGUGGUUCACUGUAUGGUCAAACACUGACACCAUAAAACAAAAUUUUGAAUGUCAACUUUCUUUGAUCCUUGUAUUAAAUAGCUUUCUCUAACAGGCAGUUUUUUCUAUCGCCAAGUUUGAGAAAAUAAAUUACAAGCACACUUUAUUUAUUCCAGAAGACAUACAUAAACUUCCUUAGGCCAAGGUCUGCGAAUAUUUUCUUGGUUUGUUUGUCUAUUCCUUCUCCAUGGACUGUUAAUUCUACCUCACAAUUGACAAUUGACGUGUCCUGAGUAAUGAAUCACAGUGCUUAUGCAGGUUUGGUAGGUUCAUUUCUUAACCACUCAGUUACAUACACCUUUAACUCCUUGAUGUUUUCAAAGCGUUGUACGGGUAGAUAGUUUCUUCUUUGUAAAAUAUUGAAUCUUUUUAUAAGCUUUUCGACUAUUGUUGAGUUACAAUGUCCGUCAUCUACUUUUCUCUCUAUCGUGGUCGUUGUUUUAACUGAAUGCCCCAUAUCCGAUUAUAACCUACAUUUAUUAGGUUGUUACUCAAACUCACACCCUUCUCGAGAAAUUUCAAUAGGUUGCCAACAAAAAACAAAGACUGCACAUUUAUUCUUUCAUUCACAAUUUGAAUAUAAAAAGCGGGCAGUGUAAUGGUAGGUGCUGACUGAGAUGCAAAGCAUACGGACAUCAAUACCAAAUGACAAGUAGACGCCUAGCAGUGCUAGACGUAAACGAGUCUCACUUUCUGAAUGGCCCUCGUAUUUUCUACUAAAGAGAUUAAUAUUUGUUUCGUUAUUUUUUAGUCACCCUGCGUAUUUAAAUGUUAGUAUAUUUAUUCUAAUGCCAGUUAAUCUGAGAUACCAAUUAUUUGCAAAUAUAACAUGAGUAUAUUGACAGAUAUGAAUCUGGUAAUAAAGUAACGUUUACAGCAAGUAUUAGCAGUAACAUUCUGUAGACCUUCACAGUCUUUUCACAUUUAUUUUGGGUUGCUAAUUAGAAACGAACUUUUUUGUUGAGCUUUUUUUUGGUUAGUGCAAAAGAAUAAUCAUAAGCUAAGAUUGGUCUUAUUAGAGUCCCGUAAAUUAUUAUCUUCGUUCUUCUUGUUUCAGUAUUAGUUUGUUUAUCAGGAGGUUCAGGUUCGGAAAAUAAGCUCUAUUACCACUUUGUAUUUUUUCCUAGUAUGGCAGUUCUUGGUUUGGCUUGUGUGAUCACAUUUGCUCCGAGAUAUUCAAAUCUAUUUACACUUUUAAAAGUUUUCGAACUAUUAUUGAAUCAUCCACUCUCCUAGAAUCUUCUGAUGGCGAUAUCUUCAUAAAUACAGUUUUAGAUUCGUUAUUAACUAAACCGAGCUCUUCACAUUUUCUUUAUAUAUCUGAAAAGUUCUCUCAGUCUUUAUUUAUGAAUAUUAUUAUAAUAUCAUCUGCAUAUUAUGCACAAAUCUGGGUCGAUUUAUUGUAUAUAGUACUUCUUUGAUUUAUUUGAUUGAUUCCUACGUGCAAUAGUAUUAUAAAUAAUGUACCUGAAAGAAUAUGCCCAAGAGGAUCACUUAAUUUUCCACCUAUUUUAACUUUGGCACAAGAUUUUUGCAUUGUCAUGACAGUAUAGGUACUACUUAGGUAGCUUAGGUAGCUUAGGUAGUGAGCAGAACACAGGUAGAAAGAAAAGGUCGCUUACGUCGAUCAUGAACAAAGCGAAAAAAUAAAAAGUUUGAUAUGGAUUGAGAUGCCGUUCAAAAAAUGCCAAGUAAUUAUAUCAUGCCUGUCAUUAACAAAAGCCACCUUUUUCUCUUCCGUGUCACGUUCCAAAGUGCCAAACCCUCAAAAUUAAGAGUAAAGACAAAAUCAGAAACAGAAAAAUUUUAUUUUAUAAUAAACAUUAAAAUCAUUCAGCAGGUCAGACAUUUCAUUGAUUGUUAAAUUAAAGGUAACAAAUCACUUUUUAAGUACAAUUGCAACUUGCGCAUAUUAAAAAAGCCAUGAAGCAGAUAAAUUUGCAAUUGACAGAUCUUGCAUGAAUAAAUCAUCUGAGCUGUUUACUCUGUGGAUACUUUUACGGAGAUAUAUUGCAUUGCACGUUGUCUUGCUGCAUGAUUGGCAGACCUUAGAUCAAACUAAGUGGGAAUUUUUUGAAUUGUUGCUAAUCUCCAUAUUGAAAACACUUUUUACAUUACUCACAAUUACUCUGUACGCCGCGUGUUUAGAUAACCAAGUUAUCAUAUUCAGAGACUGAAGGUAAACCAGUUUACUUACCUGAAGGUAAACUAGUUUACCUUCAGUCUCUGAAGACGAUAACUUGGUUAUUGAAAUGCGCGUCGGACAGUGUAAUUUUAGUGUUGGUGUAGGGGUAGUGUAAAAAGUGUGCUCAGUAUAUAGAUCAGUUUGUUAAUUAAUCUAUUAUAUGCAGUUUUGUUGUAUAUUUCAUUUAUGUAUUUUCGGACUACACAGACUUCUAUCUUUUAUUUUAUUUUAUAAAGUUCAUUUGCACUGCCAGUUUAGCUAUAGGAGAAAAUAUAAAUGACACUAUGAAUACUUAUAAUCAAACGAACAGAAAGUGCCAGACUGAUUACUAGAUGUUACUACUCAUGUUAAAUCUUCAGUAUCUUAAGUAAGCAGUGUUAACCAAAAACAAAAUAACUAUAAUAAAUAUGGGCUCAAUUAGAGUUAAAUAUCACGGAAAAUAAACCGUAGAAUAUGUAAAACAGUUUCAAUAUACGGGUAAUUGAAACUAAUAUUUUUCAGUCCUCGGUCUAGUAAACAAAAAAAAAGUUUUUUAACUAAAUUCUGGUUCAUUCAUCGAGAUUGUUUCGUUCGAGAGUGAUACACUCAGUCCAACGCCCUUUCAGCCCCUCUUGCCAUUUUUAUAUAGCAAUUACUCUUUUGUCCCCUCCCUUAAAAUUCCACUUUCUCAUUUGAUUGAUAUUUCUUACACUGGCGAAUUUUUUUCAGCUAGUAGUUGCAAGGAGCCAGAUCUGAAUGAUAUGGUACAUGCAGAUAUUCAAUUAAUUGAAUUGAAUUUCACCAUCGUUUUUAUUCACUAGGUGCAUUGAUGAAGAAGAAUUUGUUUUCUUUUGCAGAUGGGGUAAUUUUCUUAUAAUCUUCAAUACAUUGAAAUUCGAUGAGCGAACCCAAAAUGAGGUCUUAAUCUUGCCAGUCGAUUGUUACGUUUUUGCUUGAUUCGGACGUAUAUUGUCGUGUCCAAUCCUUUCAUAUGAUGUUUUAGCUGUGUCCUGGUUUUUUCUAUGGCAAGGAAUCGCAGCACCCAUAUGAAUACAAGCUUUUUUAAUUUCAAAUUUUUAUGAAAAUAGUGUAGUUUAAUUCAAUGUUAUUUUUCCUGUUUAGAAACAAAGCUUGAUCAAUUCCUUUUUUAUUGAUAAAAAAAGGUUUAAUAUGGAAAUGUGUAACAAACAAAAUAUUGGAGGAAAUGAACUCAAAAUUUGACAUCUGUCGUUUGAAAUAUGGUAUUUUAAGGGAGAAAUAUAAAAAUGGAAAUUAUGGACACCUCAAUAUGUCGGACCACAUCAUAUAUAUAACUAAUUCCUUUCUCUCCCAUACAUCUUAUACAAUAAAAAUUUGAAGAGAAAAAAUCUUAUUGAACCUAGUUAUGAUGUUUCCAUAUGAUUAGAUUAUCAUUAUACAGGGUCUGUCCCAUAAUGUAGUUUGAUUUGGUGUCAAUAUAACUGUAUUCGUUAAUGGUUGUUCAAAAUAUGAGAGCUUUUAAAGAUAUAUAUCAUUUUUUUUUUGCAUUACGCGUCAAUUUUGUAAAAUAAAAUUGUUAUUUUAAUUACGUGUGAAUCCAAUACACUUUGUUUCAAAUUCGGUAUAUAUUUAAUAUAAAUUAGUAUUUAUGUAAGAAAUAGACUGCACGUCUAAAGACGUUUAAUAUUAACGUUGUGAUAAUUUAAAUAUAUAAUGUUUUUGGAAUAAAUAGUUUCAUAGUUUUGUUUAUACCCAAUGUUUACAUAUCAAUAAAGAUCUGAAUAUGA
Diorhabda sublineata is the source of this 5151-nucleotide messenger RNA. RefSeq names its product zinc finger HIT domain-containing protein 3. Bases 180 to 590 code for a protein of 136 amino acids. NCBI's taxonomy places the organism in Eukaryota, Metazoa, Arthropoda, Insecta, Coleoptera, Chrysomelidae. The transcript has 3 exons. Gene Ontology annotation, cellular component: nucleus; pre-snoRNP complex. Gene Ontology annotation, molecular function: protein binding. The record is from RefSeq and is a predicted model, not a curated record. Gene Ontology annotation, biological process: box C/D snoRNP assembly; maturation of LSU-rRNA from tricistronic rRNA transcript (SSU-rRNA, 5.8S rRNA, LSU-rRNA); snoRNA localization.